Molecule: messenger RNA, 350 nt
Organism: Ambispora leptoticha
Lineage: Eukaryota; Fungi; Glomeromycota; Glomeromycetes; Archaeosporales; Ambisporaceae
Source: the annotation of a GenBank genome assembly
UUCUAUUACAAUCUUUUCGUGGUCAACCUCGUGUUAACAAAAAAGAUCAAGGUCGUAUUGUCCGAUGCUAUUUCACGUCGCUGAAUUUGAUUGUCACGAGAAAACUUUUUCCUGCGUCAGAACAAUUUCAUAAAACUGUCCGAUCAAUUUUGUUCCCGAGAGUUUUAUUGAGCAAACCCACUCAAAACUUAAUUCUUCAUGGUUCUAUCUCGAUUCACCUAAGAUGCGUGGUCGAGUACGUAGGAGCUAUUUCAUCUUCGUUAGCCAUCCAUGUAAAUUUUCAUCAAGACAAGAAAUCGCUAGUUUCCUCGGCAGGUGAUUAUGCGGAAAUAAUCGUUCUUGGUAAAUGA